CAUGCGUCAUAUUACGUCUCGCUGUGACGUUGCUACCGGCGAGAUGUUACUUAAGCAACUUUUAUAACUCACCGCUGAGAAGUCAUAGGAUCUCGAGAAAACUCACCGUGAGAAUUAAGAAAACAAAUGGCUCUCAGAGGUGCUGUCACCCGUCUGCUCUGCAACAGCCCGAAAUGUGCUGCUGUUGCUGCUUCCAGAGCCCAGGGCACAGCUGCAACAGCAAUCAAAGAUGUUGAAGAAAUCAAAAAACCGGCGAAAGCACCCAAGGUGGCGUUUGACUGGCGGGACGCUCUGAAUAUUGAGAGUCAGCUUACAGAGGAGGAGAUCAUGAUCCGAGACACCUUCCGUGAUUACUGCCAGGAAAAGCUCAUGCCCCGCAUCGUCAUGGCCAACAGACAUGAACAUUUUCACCGUGAAAUUGUCUCAGAGAUGGGAGAGUUGGGCGUCUUAGGCCCAACUAUUAAAGGGUACGGCUGUGCAGGAACGAGUUAUGUGGCGUACGGCUUGAUAGCCAGAGAGGUGGAGAGAGUGGACAGCGCGUAUCGAUCGGUCAUGAGUGUCCAGUCUUCCCUGGUCAUGCACCCGAUCUAUGCUUACGGCACGGACGCCCAGAAGGAGAAGUACCUGCCCCGACUCGCUCGUGGAGAAAUCCUUGGAUGCUUUGGCUUGACAGAGCCCAACCACGGCAGUGAUCCCAGCAGCAUGGAGACCAAGGCCAAAUACAACCCCUCCAGUGGUACCUUCAGCGUCAGCGGAGCCAAGACCUGGAUUACAAACUCCCCCGAGGCAGACAUCGCAGUUGUGUGGGCCAAGUGUGAAGAUGACAAGAUUCGGGGUUUCAUUCUGGAGCGUGGAAUGAAGGGUUUUGCCACCCCCAAGAUUGAAGGAAAGUUCUCGCUGAGGGCGUCUGCAACCGGCAUGAUCCUGAUGGAUGAGGUGGAGGUUCCCCAGGAGAACCUGCUGCCAAAUGUCUCCGGUCUGGCUGGUCCCUUUGGCUGUCUGAACAACGCUCGGUACGGCAUUGCAUGGGGAGCUCUGGGAGCUGCUGAAUUCUGCUUCCACGCUGCCCGACAGUACACUCUGGACAGAAUCCAGUUCGGGGUGCCACUGGCCAGGAACCAGCUGAUGCAGAAGAAAAUGGCUGACAUGCUGACAGAGAUCACCAUUGGGCUGCAGUCAUGUCUGACCCUUGGAAGACUUAUUGAUGACAAGAAAGCGGCACCAGAUAUGAUCUCCAUGCUGAAGAGGAAUAGCUGUGGCAAGGCUUUGGAUAUUGCCAGACAAGCCAGAGACAUGCUUGGAGGAAACGGCAUCUCAGAUGAGUACCACAUCAUCCGUCACGUCAUGAACCUGGAAGCAGUCAACACAUACGAGGGAACUCAUGACAUUCAUGCCUUGAUCCUGGGCAGAGCCAUCACUGGACUGCAGUCGUUUUCUGUUGAAAAGUAAAAUGUUGAAAUGGAAUGAUCUGGAUUUAUACUGUGCUUCCUGUUUCUCAUCUGGUAAACCCAUAUGAGUAAAACAUAAAUCCUGGUGCAUGUUAAGUUGCGGCAAUAUGAGUUUUUGUGACAAUUAAAUAUGUAAAUAAAUGGCUUUAAAUUAAUGGUAAGAUGUGACUGUAGCUGUGAUUCAGAAUGUAAAAAUAUCUUAAUAGACAUUAAUAGGUCAAUUGAUAAUUGUGUUCUGCUGUCAUUUUACAUUAUCAUGUUAGUAACUUAUGAUUAAAGAUCACACUAUCUUUGCUGACUUAUUUAAGAUAUGGUGCAAACAUCUAAGAACAAAAA
Molecule: messenger RNA, 1784 nt
Organism: Gymnodraco acuticeps
Lineage: Eukaryota; Metazoa; Chordata; Actinopteri; Perciformes; Bathydraconidae
Gene: gcdha
Product: glutaryl-CoA dehydrogenase a
Exons: 12
Coding region: 127-1449 (440 amino acids)
Biological process (GO): fatty acid beta-oxidation using acyl-CoA dehydrogenase; fatty-acyl-CoA biosynthetic process
Cellular component (GO): mitochondrial inner membrane
Molecular function (GO): glutaryl-CoA dehydrogenase activity; fatty-acyl-CoA binding; flavin adenine dinucleotide binding
Source: RefSeq, a predicted model, not a curated record